Linum tenue is the source of this 4331-nucleotide messenger RNA. The record is from the annotation of a GenBank genome assembly. Lineage: Eukaryota; Viridiplantae; Streptophyta; Magnoliopsida; Malpighiales; Linaceae.
CCGGCGGGAAACUGAUAAUUUGGGGGAAAAAUCCCUCCCUCCAAAAACGAUCCAAUUUGUCCAAGUUCCCCUUUUCUUCCUCACUUUUCUACACCCACCUUAAACCCUAAUCCUCUCUUGCUCCCUUUCUGCAUCCUAUACUCCCCCACAAUUCACCCCGAUUCCAGGGGUUCCCGAUCGCCGGAACGGACGUAGUCGCAAUUGGACUGCUCGAAGUCGAGCGAGAGAGCAGAAGCUCGCUCCGGCCAAUUUCGUAACUCUCUCUCUUCCAUCUCCCUCAUCGCAGCAUGCAUUUUCCGUCCAUGGCAUUAGUCGAAGAACCCAGCGACGAGAAGGUAUUUAAGCCGAUCCUCGAAGACGACGGGGACAUCAACUUGGAUAACCAGACCGACGCACCAGUACGUUACGUGUCGCUGGACCAGGUCUACACUGCGGCGUCGCUGUGUGUCAGCUCCGGGGGCUCGAAUGUCAUGUCCAAGAAGGUGAAAGCGCGGAAAGUUAGCUCCGACGAGGAAGAUCGGGUUCCCAAUCGGCCUCCUAUUAUAAAUGUGUAUACUCGCAAGUAUAAAAAGGCUCGCGUUGUCGAGAAGAAACUGUCAUCUGUAGAAUCGUUGCUCGCGAGGACCGAUGAGGGGCCGGUCCUGGAAGUUAAAGUGAAGGAGGAAAUGAUAGAGUUCGGGGAUAUGGUCGAGGAUGAUUUGGGGAGGAAGGCGAAGAAGAGGAGGAUUGGGAGCGGUGAGUUGGUUAGAUUGGGGGUUGAUUCCAGUGCUUUGCAAGGGUUUGAUCGCCCGCGAUUGAGGGACUGCCGGAAUCAUCAAGUGAAUGGGACCAAUAAGGUGCGGAAGAAGAAGAAGAGCGAUCUCGUGCAGAUUUCUGAUAAAGUUUCGUCAAUCCCACCAAGUACUAGAAGAUGGGUUAGGUUGAGCAUUGAUAGCGUUGAACCAAAAACUUUCAUCGGGCUUCAAUGCAAGGUAAGUUUCACAUUCUUCAAUUGUUCUGAAGAAUCAGUGUAUUGGCCUUUGGAUGUUGACUGGUAUUCAGGUCGUAUUAUUGGAUACAAUUCUGGGACUAAUCAGCAUCAAAUACACUAUGAGGAUGGAGAUGAUGAGAAUGUAAUGCUUUCAAAAGAGAAGGUUAAAUUUUUUAUUUCCCGUGAAGAGAUGGAAGAACUGAACUUGAGUUACAGUACAAAAAGCAGCAAUGAUGGCAGCCAUGAAUAUGAGGAGAUGGUUGUGUUAGCUGCCAGUUUGGAUGACUGCCAAGAACUUGAACCUGGAGAUGUCAUAUGGGCAAAACUAACUGGUCAUGCUAUUUGGCCAGCUAUUGUUGUUGAAGAAUCAGUUAUUGGCAGCAGUAGAGGUUCAAAGACGAAUUUGGGAGGUAGAUUUGUCCCUGUGCAAUUCUUCGGUACUCAUGAUUUUGCUAGAAUUAAAUCAAACCAGGUUAUCUCAUUUCUGAAAGGACUUCUUUCCUCUUUCCACCUGAAGUGCAAGCAACCCCGUUUUGCUCGCAGCUUGGAAGAAGCAAAGAUGUAUUUGAGUGAACAAAAGCUUCCUACAAGAAUGUUACAGUUGCGAAAUAGCACGAAUACAGAUAGUUGUGGACAUGCAAAUAGUGACAAUGAACGGAGUGCAGAUUCAGGUGACGAUUGUAUCGCAGAUGAAGGGAUACAAAGGAUAUUGAGGGGCCUCCAAACUUCUCCGUAUGUUAUUGGAGAUCUGCAAAUCAUAAACCUUGGAAAGAUUGUGAAGGAUUCAGAAUAUUUCCAGGAUGAAAAAUCCAUCUGGCCUGAGGGAUAUACUGCCUUGCGGAAGUUCAGUUCGGUAUCAGACCCAGGUGCGUGUACCGUUUAUAAGAUGGAAGUGCUGAGAGAUUCCGAGUCAAAGAUUAGGCCCCUGUUUAGAGUGACACUUGACUAUGGAGAGCAGAUUGAAGGAUCAACUCCAUCAGCUUGCUGGAAUAAAAUCUAUGAAAGAAUUAAGAAACUGGAAGAUACAUCUGGUGAUUUAAAUGGUGGAUGUCAAGUAGAAAGGACCCGCCAGUCUGGUUCUCACAUGUUUGGUUUCUCUUACCCUGAAGUCAGCAAACUCAUAAAGGGAAUAUCGAAAUCCAGAUUUAUAUCUGGAAUGUCAACAAGCAAGUCACUAUCUGACAGAUAUCAAGAUUUGCCUGCUGGCUACAGACCAGUUCGAGUUGACUGGAAGGACCUUGAUAAGUGCAAUGUCUGCCAUAUGGAUGAGGAAUAUGAAAACAAUCUCUUCCUGCAGUGCGAUAAAUGUAGAAUGAUGGUCCAUGCUAGGUGCUAUGGGGAACUAGAACCUGUUGAUGGUGUCCUGUGGUUAUGUAACUUGUGCCGUCCUGGAGCUCCUGAGUUCCCACCCCCUUGUUGCCUUUGUCCUGUUAUAGGUGGUGCUAUGAAGCCUACAACAGACGGGCGAUGGGCUCAUCUUGCUUGUGCCAUUUGGAUACCUGAAACUUGCUUGUCAGAUGUAAAGAGAAUGGAGCCCAUUGAUGGUCUAAAUAGAAUAAACAAGGAUCGAUGGAAACUUCAAUGCAGUAUCUGUGGUGUAGCUUAUGGUGCUUGUAUUCAGUGUUCAAACCAUAAUUGCUGCGCAUCAUAUCAUCCACUUUGUGCUCGUGCUGCUGGCCUUUGUGUUGAGCUAGAAGAUGAGGAAAGACUAUAUCUGCUUUCUAUGGAUGAUGAUGAAGAAGACCAAUGCAUUCGUUUAAUUUCCUUCUGCAAAAGGCAUAAGCAGCCAUCUAACGACCGACAAAUUGCGGAUGAACGUAUUAGUCGAGUUUCUCGUCGUUGCUCUGACUACGUUCCACCAUGUAAUCAAUCUGGCUGCGCUCGUACAGAGCCUUACAAUCAUUCUGGACGAAGAGGACGCAAGGAACCUGAUGCCCUUGCUGCUGUAUCCUUGAAGCGUCUGUUUGUGGAGAACCAGCCUUACCUUGUUGGAGGUUAUUGCCCAAAUGAGUCAUCAGGGGUUCCACUUUCUUCAAGUGGUGGUGCUGGCACUCGAUUUUCUUCUACUCUACAAAGGCUAAGAGCCUCUCGCCUUUCUGUUCCAAACAAUAUUCUUUCUAUGGCUGAGAAAUAUAAUAACAUGAGGCAGACCUUUCGAAAGAGACUGGCAUUUGGCAAAUCAGCAAUUCACGGAUUUGGCAUCUUUGCAAAGCAUCCACACAGGGCGGGAGACAUGAUGAUUGAGUACAGUGGUGAACUUGUUCGACCUCCUAUAGCUGAUAGGAGAGAACAUCUAAUAUACAAUUCAUUGGUGGGUGCUGGUACUUACAUGUUUCGGAUCGAUAAUGAACGAGUUAUUGAUGCUACACGGGCAGGAAGCAUUGCUCAUCUGAUUAAUCACUCGUGCGAGCCCAAUUGCUAUUCUAGAGUUAUAAGCGUGAAUGGUGACGAGCAUAUCAUUAUCUAUGCAAAGCGAGAUAUUAAAAGAUGGGAAGAACUUACCUAUGAUUAUAGGUUUUUGUCAAUCGACGAACAACUACCAUGCUACUGUGGUUUCCCACGAUGCCGUGGUGUGGUUAACGACAUUGAAGCCGAGGAGCACAUGGCAAAGCUUUCUGCGCCUAGCAGUGAAUUGAUAGACUGGACGGGAGAGUGAAAGAGGUAAGGCGUGACGUGUUUCAAUAUUGCUCUUACACUGCUGAAGGAUCAAACUUUCUCAUAUGAGAUGAAUGCAUGUUUCAAUAUGGUUAUGUUCCUCUUCCCUUAUCAAAUGGAGCUUGCAGAGCUUUUCUGUACUUCUAUCAUAUCGUCAGAUCUUCCGCCCCACGGAGUAAAUGACGGAUCCCCUGCUAUUCUUCUACCCAGUUUGCAGUCGCUUUCGGCUUAGAGGAAAAGCUGGCCGGGACAGGGAAAUAGCUAAUACGCUUUACUAACAAGUACCUGUUCAUCAUCUAGUACAGUCCCUCCUCGCACCAUGUAACUUCCAGCAACUGUUAGCUGAGUGUCGAUUUCUAUGCAUCGACGUGCCCCAAGCUCGCCCAAAUCGUGUGCAUGCAUAGGCUGAGAUGCGGAUGGCUGCCUCCUUGCUGCGCCUUCACGUAUAAGAAUGUGAUGGCUGAUGGGUCUGUGCUGCUGGAUAGUGGAUGGGACUGAGGGCGACAAGUUAUUUCGUCGCAACAACAGCUUCAAUUGUUUGGGAUCUCGUGUAUGAAACAGAGUGGUGGGCCGCCGUGGAAAGUCCCGCUUGGGAGAAGAGAUGGGCUGGUGGCUAAUCCGGAGCAGGUUAUCUUUCAGGCCCAUUCGACAACCUCACCUUGAUCGUCGCCAAGUUUGCUGCAGUUGGCCUUGAUAGUCUCAUUGA